ACAAACACAAACACAUUCACUCAAUCGUUGACCAAUGCUGAGCGUUAAGUUCUAUCAACAAUAAUCCGGUUUUGAAAACAACUUAUUUGAUUCAGAACGUUUUUCUGCAUAUUGUAAAUGUGAUUUCAAGUUCAAGUGCAAAUAUUGUGUUGUUUUUCGCGAGUGUUGAACUACGAGAUGAAUUUAGGCAUUCUUUUAUUGCUUUUUUUGGCAUUCUCAACUUAUGCAGAAACUCAGAGUGCAAAUGAUAGUGAAAGUGAGAGUGAUGAAACCGAUUGUUUGGGUUUUUACGCACACAGCUUGAGCGGUCCGUGGAAGUCUUUAACUGACAUUAUUGGAAAUGGAACUGUGCAUGAUUUCGAGAAUCUCAUAAGAAACGUUGCGAAUCUAACCGAUAAUUUGAAGAGUCAGGCACUGUUUUAUGCUUCUGAAUCGGAUAAUGAUCAAAUUACGGAUGCUCUUGUCAAAAAUGGUUCAGAUGUUAAUGUCAAACUAUCCGAUGGGUGGAGGCCAAUCCACUGGGCAUCGUGGAACGGGUUUGAUCAUGUCGUGGAUUUACUAAUUAAAAGGGGUGCAGAAUGUAAUAUAGCGAAUAAUUAUGGACGAACAUCUUUACAUCUGGCUGCAUUCAACGGACAUGUAUCGACUGCAGAGUUACUCAUUCAAAAAGGUGCUCAGGUUAAUUUCAAUGAUUGUUUGGGGUUGUCGUCUCUUAUGUUCGCAGCAUCAACUGGUCAAGUGCGAAUGGUUGAACUUUUGCUCAAAAACGAUGCCGAUAUAUAUAUGAAAAAUACAUUCAAUAAAACAGCUCAAAUAAUUGCAACGGAGAGAGGCUACCCUGGUGUUGUUCAGCUGCUCAAAAAAGCUCGAAGUUCAUUUAAAGCAUGUGAAAGGGAUUCAAAAGUUCCGGUCGAAAAUGUUCUGAAUGGUGAAUCAGUGCAGAUAGAGCAAUUCCCAUGGAUGGCAGCGUUGGGUUAUCUCGACGAACAGUAUCGCGUAUCUUUUACAUGCGCCGGCACCAUUAUAUCCGAAAAUUUUGUAAUGACUGCUGCCCAUUGCACGUCCAAAGAUGGUAAGCUACCGAUCGUCGUAAGGCUUGGCAAGGUAUCACUGACAGAUGGAGAUGGGUCCAGGCCAAUAAAUCAUCCCAUUGAGGAAAUCAUUCUUCAUCCCGAUUACAAUGAAUAUACACAGCGCCACGACUUGGCGCUGAUUCGAGUUGGUUCCCGUAUCAAGUUCUCCAACAAAGUGGCAAAAGCCUGUUUACAUUCAGAUUUACACGAUGAAAGCCCAGACGUUAAACUUUUGGCAACUGGUUGGGGACGAUUUGAAUUGAAUAGUGUUGUGCAAUCGAACGUGCUGAAAAAGAUUCCAUUGAAAACGGUUCCGCUGAUUGAAUGCAUUACAAAUUUCUUGCGAAAUAUAAAUGUUAGAGUUCUGAUUGGUGGCAUUGGUAGAGGACAAUAUUGUGCAGUUCAUACAGAACAAAAUGUAUCAACGUGUACAGGAGACAGUGGAGGACCCCUUCAAAUGUUCCUAAAUGGUUCAAAUAUUCCGAUUGUUAUUGGCAUCGUUUCAUUUGGAGUAAGCUGUACCCAUGACACGCCAAGUAUUUACACUCGCGUUGCUUAUUAUUUGGAUUGGAUUGAAUCGUUUGUGUGGCCACGCAAUGGUACCGUUCCCAUUGGAAAUACCAUUUUUUUGAAUAAAAUAUAAAAUUGAUUUUUCUAUAGUCGACAAUGAUGAAAGUUUAAAAUUUAAAAUAAUGAAA
Messenger RNA from Contarinia nasturtii (swede midge), 1771 nucleotides. Its product is annotated as serine protease persephone-like. Gene Ontology annotation, molecular function: serine-type endopeptidase activity; protein binding. NCBI's taxonomy places the organism in Eukaryota, Metazoa, Arthropoda, Insecta, Diptera, Cecidomyiidae. Gene Ontology annotation, biological process: proteolysis. The coding region runs from base 178 to 1716 and encodes 512 amino acids. The record is from RefSeq and is a predicted model, not a curated record. The transcript has 15 exons.